UUGAGCCAUGAUGGCGGCGCCUAUAGAGAGUCUCCUGAAUGAGAUCUGUGAAUCAGAAGAUCCGAUCGAGGAGCUCAAGAGCCUCCGGACGGCCGUUUUAGCGACUCCCGUGAGCGGUUUGAGGCCGGCGGUGUCUGGAGCCCGACUGGAGAUCAUAUUCAGCCUUUUAAACACUAAUGACAAAGAGCAGAUUGAGGUGUGUGUGGAGAUCCUGAGUCGAGUCCUGCAGGCUUUAGAACCGGUUCAGCUUGCACAGAACUACAGGACGGCGCUCCAGAGCGGACUUAACCAUCCUGAUGACUCUGUCAAAGUACUCACGCUCACACAGAUUGGCCGUGUGGCUGGUCAUGUUGAGGGAGUGACGCAGAUGCUGAACAAUGUAGAAAUCCUGCAUGAUGUGAUUCAGUGCAUCAGUGUUGAGCGCAUCGCUGUGGCAAAAGAGGCAAUUGCUGCACUUAGUAAGCUCAGCAGCACGAAGGCGGGGCUCGAUGCUUUGUUCCGCUCUGAUUUGCUGAACAAGCUGAAGGAUGUGAUGCUUACCAGUGACAUCAUCAGAUACAGAGUCUAUGAGUUGAUAGUGGAGGUGUCCACAGUUUCUCCAGUGUCUCUGGGCUACUGCGCCAACAGCGGCUUGAUCUCACAGAUGCUGGAGGAGCUGACUGGAGACGAUGUGUUGGUCAGAGCAACUGCUAUAGAGAUGGUGACCAAUCUGGCCCAGAGCCAACAUGGCCGUCAGUAUCUGGCACAGCAAGGCAUUAUGGAUAAAAUCUCCAACAUGAUCAUUGCUGCUGAAUCAGACCCCUUCUCAAGUCUUUAUCUGCCAGGCCUGGUGAAGUUUUUUGGCAGUUUGGCUAUCAUGGACAGCCCUCAGCAGGUGUGUGAGAAGUAUCCAGUGUUUCUUGAGGUGGUUUUCUCCAUGGUGAUGAACCUUGACCCCACACUGACUCCUGUUGCCCUGGAUACGCUCGGGGUGCUGGGUGGUACGGUGGAGGGCAAACAGGUCCUGCAGAAAACAGGUGAGAAGUUUGUGUCGGUGUUGAAGAGGAUGAGUAAAGCAGCGUCUGACGGAGCCACUGAACUGAGAGUCCGCUGUCUGGAGGCUCUAGCUCAGCUGUUCACGCUGCCUGUGGAGCAGCAGACAGAUGACCUGUUACUGACCUGUGAGUCCUGGUUUAACUGUCUGAGCUCUCAGCCUAUGGUGAUGAUGAGGAACAUCAGUACACAACCCUUCCCAGAACUCCACUGCAGCGCACUCAGAAUAUUCACUGCCAUUGGUUGUCAGCCGUGGGCUCAGCAGCUGAUGAUGGACACUCCAGGCUUUGUGGAGUGGGUGAUGGAUCGCUCCGUCGGCUCUGGAAAAGAAGCGAAGGAUUGUAAGUUUGAGCUGGUUUCUGCGCUCCUGAGCUCCUCCAGUGUACAGAAGAUCUUUGGAGCACACAAUUACUUAAAGCUGAAGACGUACCUGAACGAGGGCCCGUAUUAUGUCACCGCUGUGUCUUCAGUCACAACAGAAGGGGCCGACUGAGACGAACACAUAUUUAUACUUCCAUAGUUCCAGCAUCUUGUCUCAGUUUCUAUAUCCACAAGUGACCAAAAGCUUUUCAAACGGCUAAUAGUGGAAGUUUGAGUUUCCAGCACUUGAUAAACACAGUGUUUGUUUGUACUUGCAGAUUUUGAUGUUUAAUUUGGUUGUUUGUAUCUUGUUGUGCCAUUAAAAUGAACAAUGGAGUGG
Messenger RNA from Danio aesculapii, 1732 nucleotides. RefSeq names its product proteasome 26S subunit, non-ATPase 5 (gene psmd5). The transcript has 10 exons. Gene Ontology annotation, biological process: proteasome assembly. NCBI's taxonomy places the organism in Eukaryota, Metazoa, Chordata, Actinopteri, Cypriniformes, Danionidae. The record is from RefSeq and is a predicted model, not a curated record. Gene Ontology annotation, cellular component: cytosol. The coding region runs from base 8 to 1525 and encodes 505 amino acids.